Molecule: messenger RNA, 2550 nt
Organism: Sceloporus undulatus (fence lizard)
Lineage: Eukaryota; Metazoa; Chordata; Lepidosauria; Squamata; Phrynosomatidae
Gene: AAGAB
Product: alpha and gamma adaptin binding protein
Exons: 10
Coding region: 74-1093 (339 amino acids)
Source: RefSeq, a predicted model, not a curated record
AAGAGGCGGAAGGGGCGGGGCCUAAACAGGAAGUGGGAAGCAGAAGGCCGCUCUGAAGCAGCCAGCGGGAGCCAUGGCCGUCCCUUGCGCCUUGGUCACCAGCUGCGACGCGGAGUUUCCCGGGGAAGAGCUGGUGAAACGUAUCAUUGGGAAGGAAGAGCUUCCAGAGGAUGUUUCCACCGACGGCGGAGCUCGUUUCUAUCCCUGGACGAUAGACAACAAAUACUACUCGGCUUCCAUCCACCUCUGCGUUGUGCCAAACACGUUUCUCGUGACGGCUGAAAUUGCCGAAGCUGUGCAGGCCUUUUUGGUUUAUUUUGACAGCUCCACGAUAUCUGGGCUGGACAGCAUCUCUGUGUGGUUUCCCCUAAUAGAAGAGUGGCUUCCAGAAGUGAUGAUUUUGGUCUGUGACAGAGUUUCUGAAAAUGGCAUCAGUCGACAAAAGGCCCAGGAGUGGUGCAUCCAGCAUGGCUUUGAGUUGGUGGAGCUCAACCCAGAAGAGCUUCCUGAUGAAGAUGAUGACUUCCCAGAAUCUACAGGAGUAAAACGAAUCAUCCAAGCCUUAAAUGCCAAUGUCUGGUCCAAUGUGGUGAUGAAAAAUGAUAUGAACCAGGGCUUUGGCUUUCUUCCUGCCUUGGCGGGUACAAAUUGCAGGAUUCGCUCUGAGGAAAACGAAGCUCCAGAACUCCAUCCCUUGCCAGCAGAGAGAGCGGACUCUGCUCCGGUCGGCAUUGGAGAAGACGCAGCUGAUGCAGAUGGUGUGCAGACAGGCCCUGUUGCUGGUGAGAGGAAGCGUUCCUUGGUGGGAAGCUGCAAAGAGAACCCCCAUCCUAACCUCCCACAGGCUUCCUGUAGAAAAGAUCCUGUGCUGGAUAUGGACAUCCAAGAACUUGCUAGUCUCACUGCAGGGGAAGGCGAUCUAGAGAACUUUGAGCGCCUGUUCUCCAAGUUGAAAGAAAUGAAAGAGAAAGCAGCAACACUGCCUCAUGAACAGAGAAAACUGCAUGCAGAAAAGGUUGCCAAAGCAUUCUGGAUGGCCAUUGGUGGAGACAGAGAUGAGAUCGAAGGCCUGUCUUCUGAUGAGGACAACUAGAGGCAAAGGAAUUGGUGUGCUGUGGAAUGGAUGCGGGUUAUUCUGCUGUAAACACCACCAAUUGUUGGCUGCAGUAGCUAUUUUUUUUCUUUGACAAAAGGCCUAGAUUUUUGCAGCGUCUGAGAGACUUGAAAGAGGGCUGCUCCUUGAGUAUGUUGUUUCUGCACUGAAAGUUAGAUUGCUGUUGGCUUGCCUGGAUCCGCUGAUGGGGAAACCAGGUGAUGAAGCCAUUGACGUAGCAGGUCUGUUCUGGUAAUCCUGUUGCAUUUCUGGGGAAGCAACACAUGGUCCAACUCUGAUGAAAAGACCUGGCUAGAAACCUCUCUGUAAUGCUUCUCCUUUGUGAGCUUUUCAUUUAUCGUCAUUUCAAAGCAGAGACCAAGAUUUUGGGGAAGGGUGGGUAGGAAUAAUCAUCAAUAACUUUGGGGUAUGACUGGAGUAGAGGAAACAUGAUCUCUUCAGAGGUGGUUGUCCAUGAAGGGAAAGCUUUGAGCCAGAAUAGUAUUUUGCAUAGGCAAGUAAUGCAUUUGUGAAUCCUGUUUUGAAUACUGAUCAGCCUAGUUUUGAUGUUGCAGCCAAAAAAUUAUAUAUGCUUUUCAGUAGUCCCUGCCUUCCAUCUCCCCUGGCAGCUAGAGAAAGAAAAAGGCAGUAACCGGUGGAAGGAGAAAAAUUAUGCAUCAUUCCACUACGGAGAUGUUCACAAGCCCAGUUAAGGUUUCAGAUUAUAUUAUUUUGUCUGUGAUGGUGGGUGUUAGGUAACAAACCCCUUGUAGCUAUCUGGAUUAACAUCAGUUAUAGGUCAGAGAGACUAAAAGAAGGUGGCAAGUGAUAGGGUUCGAAGGGGUUCUCUAACAAGGAGUUAAAGGAACACGGUUAAACUUUUUUCCAACAUGGGAUCUGACAGUCACAGGCUGAUAAGUUGAAUUUGCAGUUUGGUAUGAACAAGUGUAAUAUUCACACUUUGAAUGCUGCCAAUCCUGGAGGGAAAGGUGUUUCACAUGUACAGAGACAGUAGCCAGUUUGUAGUCAAAAAAAUUAACUCAUUGGGGGCAAAAUGAUGUGUAUAUAUUCCCCCGGAGAGCUAUAUUAUCUGACUAGUCAUUAGUGCCAGAAUGUAUGAUCCAGUUCACUGGAAGAGAUGAAUCCUCAACUACUGUUAGUCCAACAUAUUUCCAAUCAGUGGAAGCACUUUAAAACAAAAAGAAUCAAGUUAAAAUUUGAUGUUGGGCCAAAACCAGCAUCUUCUCAUUGAAGAUGUAAAAGCAGUGGUGCAUCUUUUUCUGUUUUCCUGAAAUAUACUUGGGCCCCAAUCCAUCAGGCUACUUCAUUACAUAAGAGAUGAGCAGAGCUCCUGCACCAUUUUGCUGUUGAGUGUGGCCGAGACAUUAACCUGUUGUACCUUUCCUUUCUUUUUGGUGACCUGUAAAAUGAGUUGAAUAAAGUCUGCUUAAAUACAG